AAUUGUUGUGAUAAACUUAUUAAAUAGAUGAGUUCUUAUAUGUGAUGGCGCAGACAACUGAUGUUGAGAUGACCGAAGAUGGUGAAAAGUCUGCUCCUUGUUCUCCAAAUGGAACUGGAUCUCUCAGCACAUCCAAAGGACAAACUGCAAUGAACAGUUCGAUGAUAGCGAAGUGUAUUGAUAGAAUAAAAAACUUGAAUGAAACUGAUGUGAUGCUGGAUAACAAAACCAUCGGGGACAAGAUGACUCCCGGCUCAGUUGCUGCCUCAAAUCUUCCUAACCAGUUCUCCGACGAAGAAAUGGACAUCGACAACGAUGACUUUCGUUCGGAUGGAGAAAUCAGAUUUGUAGCGACAGGAGUAACUAAGUGGAAAGAUCAGGCACACAAUUUGUCGGAGGCGGUUAUGGUCAGAAACAUGCCCUGGAGAAUUCUUCUGAUGGCCAGACCUGGACAAGGACAUGGGGGACAAGAUCCAGCCAGUGGAAGAACCCUUGGAUUUUUCCUGCAGUGCAAUGGCGAGAACGAAUCUAACACCUGGAACAUUCACGCAUCUGCAGAAUUAUCAAUUGUAAACCAGGCCAGUCCCGAGAAAACGCAACCUAGAAGGAUAAAUCACACAUUUUAUGCAAAAGAAAACGACUGGGGCUACUCUAACUUUCUGUUAUGGAAGGAACUGAUCGACCCCGUUAAAGGCUGGGUGAAGGACGACACACUCAUAGCCGAGGCAAAAAUGCACGCAGAUGCCCCACAUGGCGUUGAUUGGGACUCUAAAAGACUAACUGGGUUUGUGGGACUAAAGAACCAAGGGGCGACAUGCUACAUGAACAGUCUGCUGCAGAGUCUUUACUUCAUCUCGCGGUUCAGAAAGGCUGUCUACCAAAUGCCGACAGAAGGCGAAGACUCCACCAAGAACGUCCCAUUGGCGUUGCAGAGAGUGUUCUAUGAGCUACAGCUGUCGACUAAGUCGGUUGCGACAAAGAAGUUGACUCGUUCCUUCGGCUGGGACAACCUGGACUCGUUCAUGCAGCACGACGUGCAGGAACUCACUCGGGUGCUCAUGGACAAUAUCGAGACGAAGAUGAAGGGAUCCCACGUGGAGGGAGUGAUUCCUGAACUGUUUGAGGGAAAGAUGCUGUCGUACAUAUCAUGCAAGAAUGUUGACUACUCUUCGUCAAGGGAGGAGCCCUUCUACGACAUUCAACUGAGUGUCAAAGGAAAGAAAAACGUGUAUGAGUCGUUCAAGGAGUACGUGGCGAUAGAGACUAUGGACGGGGACAACAAGUAUGACGCAGGGGCCCAUGGACUGCAGGAUGCAGAUAAGGGAGUCAUCUUCACGAAAUUCCCACCUGUGCUUCAUCUUCAUCUGAUGCGGUUCUACUUCGACUACCAGACAGAGCAGAAUGUGAAAAUAAACGACAGAUACGAGUUCCCACAGCGACUGAAUCUAGAUCCCUUUCUGAAGGAACCAGGAGAAACACCUGCCAGAUACAUCCUACAUGCAGUACUAGUCCACACUGGGGACAACCAUGGCGGACACUAUGUAGUCUACAUUAAUGCACUGGGAGACAAUAAGUGGUGUAAAUUCGACGAUGAAGUGGUGUCCCGUUGCUAUGCGAAGGAAGCAGUAGCCCAGAACUACGGAGGGGUGGAUGAACAUGACAACUCUGUGAGGAACUGCACCAAUGCAUACAUGCUCGUGUAUGUCAGGGAGAGCCACCUGGACAAAGUAUUAUGCCAAGUUGAAGAAUCAGAGAUUCCUAAAGACCUCAUUGAUCGAUUAGAAGAGGAAAAAACGAUCGAGCAGCAGAGACGCAAAGAGCGAGAAGAAGCAGCGCACUACAUCAACAUGAAUGUAGUUAACGAAGAGGCCUUCUACUCGAACAACUCGUGUGAUCUAGUCCCGAUGGAUUCGACUCGAUUUGUAGAUUUCAGGAUCAGAAAAGAUGCCAAGUAUGACGAGGUUAUCAAAAUCCUGCAUGAUAGCUACGGUUAUCCAGAGAACCAAAUGCGACUGUGGCCUCUGAUAAUGCGAGACAACAAUACCUUCCGACCCACAGAUCUCGAGUGGCCUUCAGGCAAAACAUUGAUAGAAGCUGCCGAUUUGGAGCCGAACGCCCUUACAUUCAGAGUGUUUCUGGAACUGAAACCGGUGUUGGCGACUGAAUUAACAAAACCACUUCCGUCUUUUAACAAAAACGAUCAAAUUUGUUUAUUCUUCAAGUAUUACGACACUCAAAUCAGCAAGGCUAUUUAUGUUGGGCACAUGUACGUGAAUCACAAGAAGAUGAAAGUGAAAGAUUUGUUUCCUGAGAUGUGUAAAAUGGCACAAAUUGCUCCCUGUGAAUUGAUCGUGUAUGAAGAGGUGCGAUAUUACGACUUGGUGCUAGCGAAAGAUCAUUCUAAUAAGUUGUCGGAGGCGUUUCAAGAUCUAAUGACUGGAGAUAUUUUAGUAUUCCAGAAGAAUGACCACAACGUGAAACCACUCGUAACUCCAGGGAUGGAAUUGGAGGUUGAGCACUUUCCCCUAGCUAGAGAUUACUUCCUCAAUCUCUCCUUCAUGGUCGAAAUCACAUUCUUGGAGAGACUGCACAACAACAACCCACAGGCGGCAUAUGCCCAGUUGAGUCCGGCUGCACAGCAACAACAACAGCAGCAGAUGAUGUGGAACCAGAAGAACAUCACACUCAACAUCAACACCAAGUGGACAGUGGCUAAGACCUGUCAGCUGUUGGGACAGUACCUGAAACAAGACCCCGAGCAUAUUCAGCUUCUGAGGCCCCAAGGCAACACCAGAAGUCCAGGUGCCCCCAGUCUGAGAUCUAACGACUCCGAAAACUGGAUUCCCAUCCCAUCUACAUUUGAAGGUGCUAUCAAAGACAUCAUUGUUCCACCUGGCUUUGCCACUCCCCCUGGACUGGGUCCUAAUGCGGUGCAGUACAGGAACAGGAUUAGUGGCACCAUGCAAGGAGUCCAGAACCAGCCAAUAAAAAGGCUCUGCUUCGAAGUGUUGGAAAUGAAAGUGAGUGAAUUUGAGAAUCGAAAGAAGAUUACAAUCGUCAUAUUUGACUACGAGACCAGAGACGAGCACGAGUUCACAUUAUACCCUUUGAAAGGGGGCAAAGUGGUUGACAUUCUGUACGAGGCUGCCAAGAAACUCAACCUAGACUUGAAGGGACCUGUAGCUGCUUCGUCAACAGGAGGUGGAGGAGCGACAGGGGGUCAAUCUUCUCCCUCGGGAAGUCAAACUAGUCAGCAGCUGAUGAUGAAGGAACUAGUUGGUCGUCUGAGAUUGGUCGAGUUAAAUAACUUCAAAUGCAACAGUAUCAUGGACCCUUUCCUGUCCAUAGAUCACGCACUACAGUCUGUCAGUCAACAUGGGAGACAACUCAGAAUCGACUUCCGUUUCCCGGAGAACCAGCGAUCCACUGCCCCGACUGAGAUGCUAGUGGGAGUAGCACAUUACAGCAAGGAGAUUUUCAACUGUUUCGGCACUCCCUUCUACAUCCUCUGCACUUCCGACGAGUCCUUCAAAGAGAUCAGAGACAGAAUCUGUAGAUUCCUCGAUUUGAGUGACAGGGAGGCGGACAAGAUCAAGUUCACUCUGGUCAAUCAGAAUCAAUCCACAGCUGUCACGCCAUUCAAUUUAGAGGAGAAGAUCAAUAUCGUCGCACAGAAAGAAGGUGCUCAGAAGUGGACGCCAAGAUCUAUGAAUUCAACUGUAUUUCUUGGAUUGGAGCACUCGACGAAAAACGUGGGCAAGAAAUCGAGAUUUCAACCGUUUGAGAAAUCGAUUCAGAUUUUGAACUGAAGUUGGAGAAACUUCCAGUUUCUAGUCAGGAAUCAGUCCUGCUCACCGAAGACUAUUUGUUUGCAGGGAAUGAAAUUCAUUCGCACAGUUUUUUCAACGAAUUUAAAAGAUGUAAACUGAAUCUAAAUAUUGUUUUUUUUUUCAGAAACUUUCAUGACGUCUGUAGAAACAUUUUUCGUCAUAUUGCUGCUAAUUGUGAAUCUAAUUAAAUAUCUGCCCAGAUUUAAUAAAGUUCAUCAGAGCACGACUUGAAAUAUUUCUUUUAGUUCGAA
Symsagittifera roscoffensis is the source of this 4081-nucleotide messenger RNA. Its product is annotated as ubiquitin carboxyl-terminal hydrolase 7-like. Gene Ontology annotation, biological process: protein deubiquitination; regulation of protein stability. The record is from RefSeq and is a predicted model, not a curated record. Gene Ontology annotation, molecular function: cysteine-type deubiquitinase activity; protein binding. The transcript has 25 exons. Bases 45 to 3809 code for a protein of 1254 amino acids. Lineage: Eukaryota; Metazoa; Xenacoelomorpha; Acoela; Convolutidae. Gene Ontology annotation, cellular component: cytosol; nucleus.